Molecule: messenger RNA, 3357 nt
Organism: Kuraishia capsulata CBS 1993
Lineage: Eukaryota; Fungi; Ascomycota; Pichiomycetes; Pichiales; Pichiaceae
Exons: 1
Coding region: 1-3357 (1118 amino acids)
Biological process (GO): regulation of transcription by RNA polymerase II
Cellular component (GO): mediator complex
Molecular function (GO): transcription coregulator activity
Source: RefSeq, a predicted model, not a curated record
AUGGAACAGGGAUUCAUGUAUCAGUGGCAGUCGGAGCUGUCGUUUGACGACAGACGCAAAUUUGUUGCAAUGAUCUGUCGUACCCUCUCGGAGGUCCAGGGGGCCGGUUUUUCAGCUCCAGUUGCAAAACAGGAGGCGAUUGCCUUCGAGAAACAUGCCUACGAUGCUUCUUCCUCUAAAAGAGAGUAUAUAGAUUUUCUGAAGCAGAAGUUGAUGUCUAUCAGACACAACACUGACAAUUCUGGCGCAAUGCAUAAUAUGAAUGGUGUUCAGAUGAACAUGCCUCAAUUUGUGGGGAACUCCAACACCAAUAAUGCCAAUAUGAUGAGCCAAAACGAUGUUCAGGGCAUCGACCAACGUGAGUUUCUGUUGAAACAAGCCCAAAUGCGCAAUAACCAGGGCGGAAUGAUACAAAAUCCACAAAUGGGCCAGAUGUCCCAACAGCAACAACCUCAUCAGCAGAAUAUCCCUCAGCAGCAACAACAGAACAUCCCUCAACAGCAUAUACCCCAGCAACAGCAACAGCGAAACCCUCAGCUUGCAGCUGUACCCGGAACUGUGAAUGUUAAAAACUUACCAAUUCCCGAGGCUUUGCUCAAGAGAAUCCAAGGCCUCCCUCCAGGAGUCAAUACGUGGCCCCAGAUCAUGGCUUUAAUCCAAAGACGCCAGUUCUCGCCUCAGACAAUCCAGGUGAUCAAACAGGUACAUGCCCUACACACCCAAUUGGUGGCAUCGAAAAGCCAACAGGAGUCGACAAUGAUGAGUAUUGCGAAUAACGCAGACACUUCAUCUGCUCCUACUGCCAAUUUGAAUGCGCAAGUUUCAGGCGUUCCAAAUCCACAACAGGUGUUGAACCAGGCUAAUGCUCAACAGAUGAUGCAGAGGCAACAAAUGAUGCAAGCCAACAACCAAAAGAGAAUGGUUCAGCAACAUCCUCAACAGUCCCAGCCUGUGGGGCAGAGAAUGAUGAACAAUCAACACGUUCCUGUUCAACAGCAAAUGAAGCAAGCACCUCAGCAUGUUCCUAUGCAACAACCUCAGCAGGAUAUGAAUGGUCUGAAUAUUUCUCCCACGAUGAGGCAGGUUCCGCCACAACAAUCGCAGCAACAGGCUGGUCCAAACCAGGAUGCCCCUAUGAAUGAACAGCUGAUUGCAGAGCUGAAGCAACAGGCGAUGCAGGUUUUGCAAACGUUGAAGGCAAACAACAAGGUUCCUCCAAACCUGACUCCUCAACAGCAACAGCAGUUUAUCAAGAAGUUCAUCUAUUUCCAGUAUAACCAACGGAAGCAGCAGCAUCAGCAGAUGGGUGCCGAAGGUAUUACUGCCAACCAACAGCAGAUGAACUCUCAGCCCAGAAGCAGAGGGUUCAGUGGUAAUGCAAAUAUAAUGGCUCCAGGAAUGGGAGAUGGUUUCCAGUCUAUGGCUGGUAUGAAUGUCAAACAACCAUUGGGGAUGGGUGGUCUGCCUCAGCAGCCGCAACAGCCUCAGCAACCUCAGCAGAGAUGGAAUAACACCAAUCCAAAUGCUGGAAUCCAGCAGCAACAGCAGCAACAGCAGCAACAGCAGCAAAAGCCUCAGCAGUUCAAUGGCCAAUUUCUCAACAUGGGAGGUCAGAUGCAGCAGUCCCCAGUCUUGCCUCAGCAGCAGUUGCCUACUACUCAAAAUUCGCGUGCCAACUCUAGGGGAAACGUUCUUGGUCAGCAGCAUAUGUUACAGCAGCAGCAACAACAGGCACACCAGCAGGUUCCUAUUUCUUCGGGUAUGAACCAUUCUGGCCCGGCCCACCAAAACCUGCUUCCCGGUAUCGUUGCUACCGAAGACGAUUGGAGGCAGUUGAGGGCCAUAUAUGACGAAGUACAUGGAUUGCCAAUAAACCUGAAGAAUGUCACAAAUGAACUGAACCAGGAUCAGAAACAACAGGUUUUCCAGCAUGCGAGGAAUGCGGCUCAGCUGGCUUCGCUCACUGACAAUUUGAUUCCGAACUUCUACUUUGCAACCAAAAACGCAGAAGGAACCAAGCGGUUGAUUCACAUGAAGUUUAUGAUUAAGCAGAUUAUCGAGGGCUUGAAGAGAAGCGAGUAUGUGGCUACUCCAGAUCUGAUUCAAAAGAUAAUGAGCCAGAUUCAGAGGUACCUUGGAUAUGUUCGCGAACAGCAGAAGAUAUUUGCCCAACACAUGAACUUGAACAAAGCCCCAAUGGCACAGCAGCAGUCUGCCAAGCCGGUGAGUCAGAUUCAGGUGCAGCAGAACUUCAUGCAGCAGCAAAACAUGGCUGCGAACAGGAACGUCGGGGUGUCUCAGCAACAACAGCGUGUUCAGCAACACCAGCAACCGCCCCAUCAGCAGAUGGGAAUGGGUAUGGGUAUGGGUAUGCCUCAAGGUCCAAAUGACAGAGGGCAGCCCUCUGUUUUUGAUGCUGCUGGUUCCGGGCUGAUGGCAGUUGAUCCUACUUUCCAGCAGAUUCCCUCCCAGGGUUUAGUUGAUGCUUCUAUGAUCGCCAUGGAUAUCCCCACCCAGAAAUCUGAUGUUUCUGAUAGUGCGAUGGUCCAUCCAGCGCAGAAAAAGAAUGUUCCAGGAGCCAGGCGUAAGUCCAAAGCUCCUGCCCCUCGAAAGAAGGGAGAUACGCCUACAAGUGCGAUUUCAGCCACUCCGGGCACUGCAAAGACCGCUACUCCAGGUAGUUUGGCUGAACAACAGUCCGGAAUCUCUGCACCGCAGUCAACUGCGAUGGCGCCCGAGUUCCAGAUCGCGAUCAAAGAAAACGCUGAGGCUCUGGCGAAGGAAGAGGCCGAGAGAUCUGCUCUUGAUGCUGGCCGCAUGCGCCGGCGCGAACUGGCAAAUUUCGACCCAUCCCUCUAUUUCUUAGCUACACUGGCGUAUUCAUUUGAACUGCGUGAAGAAGAGAACAAGAUCAUUGAGUCUGCCUCAGAAAACAAAGAUGCAAGGGCUGCCAGCUCUAGUGCAGCUAUAUUGAAAGAUGCUAAACAGCCAGCUUCAUCCCCGUUGCAACGUGGACUGACUCCUUCUGCGGUCUUACAAACUCCGCUCCCAUUCAGUGUAAAGACCCCAAGCUCUGCUGCCAGAAACGGCGCGGGGCUGUCUCCUGGCACUUUGGUGGCCAACGGAACCAAGCUUGGUAGUGGGGUGUCGUGGACAGGUAAGGUAAAGCCGAGAUUAAUCCGGGCCGUUAUGGCGGAGGUUCCAGCUGUGAAGUCGCUGGCGAUUGGGCUAUUUAUGCCCACUCCUCCUGAUGAGCUGAGAGUGAAACGUGAAGCAGACGAUGAUCUCCAUGAGGGUCCUAAGAAGCCCAAACAGGAGACUGGCAUGGGCUCUUGGAUCGUGGGAGCAGGUUUUUAG